CUACUCUUCCUUCUCUUUCCCCACGUGCCAUCACGCCCCAUCCAAAUCACCAAAUUUACACUAAUCACAAUCCAAAUUCGUUAAUUAAUCGCCCUAAUUAGCCAUUUUAAUGCCCCUGUUUAAUUACUUAUUCUUCUACAUUCUUCAAAAUCUUCUUCCUCCUCUGGAAUUUUUUACCCUCCCCUCUCAAACCCUAAACCUAACCCUCCAUUAAUCUCGAUCUCACUUCAUUUACUCUUUCUCUCUCCCGGAAUUAAGUUGCUCACUUCUUCCGAUUGAAUUGUGUGGAAAAGCAGCUGGAAUUUGGAUGAUUGGAGGGUGAAGUUUUGUGAAUUUUUUUGGUAUUUUUGAAGUAGUUAUUGAGGGGAUUGCAAUUGGGGGAGCUGGAGGAUCUGUUUGGCGUGGAUCAUUGGAGGAAUUGUGGAAGAUUUUGGAGUAAUUUAUGUUCAGGGAUAUUGGGAUAGGAAGAAGAGAGGGGGUUUUGGAUUCGAUUUGGGGGAAAACAGCGCCAUUAGAUGGCGCUGUUUAGACGUUUCUUCUAUAGGAAGCCACCUGAUCGGCUUCUUGAGAUCUCUGAGCGGGUCUAUGUGUUUGACUGCUGCUUCUCCACUGAUGUUCUCAAUGAAGAUGAGUACAAAAUCUACCUGGGUGGCAUCGUAGCUCAGCUACAGGAUCAUUACCCUGAUGCUUCUUUCAUGGUCUUCAACUUCAGAGAGGGUAUAAAGAGGAGCCAAAUAUCUGACAUUCUGUCCCAGUACGACAUGACAGUCAUGGAGUAUCCUCGGCAGUAUGAGAGUUGUCCACUACUGCCGUUGGAGAUGAUCCACCAUUUCUUGCGUUCUAGCGAGAGCUGGCUGUCAUUGGAGGGCCAACAGAAUGUGCUCUUGAUGCACUGUGAAAGGGGAGGAUGGCCUGUGCUUGCUUUUAUGCUUGCUGGCCUUCUUUUGUACAGGAAACAGUAUAAUGGUGAGCAGAAGACUCUCGAGAUGGUAUACAAGCAAGCGCCUAGGGAACUUCUUCAUCUUUUGUCUCCUCUGAAUCCGCAGCCUUCCCAGCUUCGAUAUCUUCAAUAUAUUUCUAGGAGAAAUAUUGGUUCAGAUUGGCCACCAUCAGAUUCUCCUUUGGCAUUGGAUUGCAUCAUACUUAGAGUCCUUCCUCUGUUUGAUGGUGGAAGGGGAUGUCGCCCGCUAGUUCGUGUCUAUGGUCAGGACCCUUCUUCAACAACUUCUACUAGGAGCUCUAAGCUUUUGUUUACUACUUUAAGGACGAAAAAACAUUCCCGCUUCUACCGGCAGGAGGAGUGUGCCCUUGUGAAAAUAGAUAUUCACCGGCGUGUUCAAGGAGAUGUUGUGCUGGAGUGUGUCCAUUUAGAGGAUGAUCUUGUAAGGGAAGAAAUGAUGUUGAGAGUCAUGUUCCACACUGCAUUUAUACGGUCUAAUGUUUUGAUGUUGACACGUGAUGAAGUGGAUGUUUUGUGGGACGCAAAAGAUCAAUUCCCUAGGGAUUUUAGAGCAGAGGUGCUCUUUUCGGAUGCUGAUGCUGUUCCAUCUAUUGUCACCACUGAAGUGGGGAGUGAAGAUGGAAAUGAGACUGAAAGCGCGACACCAGAGGAGUUUUUUGAGGUAGAAGAGAUCUUCAGCAAUGCAGUUGAUGGACAGGAUGGAAAGAGCGACAUCGAUACCCAUUCAGUUCAAGAAUUUAGUCAGGAUAGCGAAAAUGAUGAGGUAGUAUGGAAGGAGGAAUUGGAUCAUCACUCUUUUGAGGACUGUACAUCAGAUGAAGGGAGUCAGAGACAAGGUAGGAGGGGGGAUUCUAAUAGGAAUUCUUUGAGUGACAAUGUCUUGGAGAACAGAGAGGAUUCAGUAGCUUCCUCUGGUGAGUUCGAACCCCAGAAUGUUAAGCUCCAAUUCUUAGAUGGUGGUUCUGGUGGCAAGUCAGAAGAAGGCGAGAACAAGCCUGACCAAGAAGGCACUGUAGUACAGAAGAAGGCAGAUGGACAAGGUUCACAACCUAAGUUGGCCUUGCCCAAUGACAAUGGUAAACAAAAAUCUGAAAAGGCACUUACUUCCACGUCAAAGAAACAGCCAAUAUCCGGCACAAAACUGGGAAACGAGACUAUGGGUACCAAAUCAAAAUCGAAGCAGCAAAGCUCAGGCCCUCAAUUAAGACAGGCAAAACCUAAUGCAGUUUCUAGAUGGAUCCCUCCUAACAAAGGGUCAUACUUUGAUUCAAUGCAUGUAUCAUACCCUCCAUCAAGACAGAACAGUGCUCCAGCUGCAUUAGCCCAAUCAAAGGAGUCUCAAGCGGCAGGAAAAGCUAAAGCUCCUUCGAGCGCUAAAUCCUCAAGUAGUAGCAGUUCUGAAGCACGUUUUUUGCCAGAGAAACACUUUUCUUGUCCAUCGUUGAUAGAAAGCUCAUCAGCCAGGCGGCCACCUACUCCCACAAUCUCUUCUCCAUCACAUACUGAAAGUCAAGCUCCAGAGUUGAAUCAACAUCAGCCUUCCCCAUCCCAUCCUCCUCCUCCUCCUCCUCCACCACCACCACCACCACCACCGCCACCCCCCUCUUGUAAUUCCUUGCUGUAUAAUUCAUCUUCUAAGCCAUUUUCUCCUGUUGCAUCAAGUCUACAGGACUUUGGCACUAACUUGUCUUCUCUUGUAAAUUCAUUUAAUAAUGAAAAUGCCCCUUCUGCAUCACCAUCACCACCACCUCCUCCACCUUCACCCCCACCCCCACCUGUACCAUUCACUCAAGAUGCAUUUUUUGCUUCUGAUGCACCUAAAUUUCAAUCUCCACCCCCACCGCCACCUCCACCCCCACCCCCACCAUCAUCCUCAUUAUUUACAGUUAGUGCAGUUUCUGCUUCUAAAAUUUCUUCACCUCCACCUCCGCCUCCACCACCACCCCCACCCUCGGUAUCUGCAGCUUGUACUUCUAAUAUCCCUGUACCUCCGCCGCCACCUCCAGCUCCAGCUCAGUCUCUACUAUCCAUUCGGAUUGCAGCAUUUGCUUCUGGUCAAUCACCUUCGCCACGACCAUAUAAUUCUGGGGUCGCUGUUACUUCUCCCCCUCCACCUCCUCCUCCACCUCCUCCACCAGUGAGCUCAGGGACAACUGCACCAAGAUCUUCUCCGCCACCACCUCCGCCUCCGCCUCCCUUUUCGUCUAGUAUACAUUAUGCUAGUAAAAUCCUGCCGCCUCCACCUCCACCGCCUCCUUGGUCCGCUAGUGCUUCUACACCAUUUGCUGGGAUCGUGUCAAGUUUGCCACCCCCUCCACUUCCAAAUGCGUCUACUGCCAUAACAUCGAUUCCUGUUUCUGUGCCCAUUCCUCCUCCCCCUCCACCUUUACCUGCUACACAUAACACACAUCCUCCUCCACCACCACCUCCAGUUAAUGGACCUCCUACUAUAUUUUCAAGAGCUCCUCUGCCUCCGCCUCCUCCUCCCCCUCCUCCACAUGGCACACCACCACCACCUCCAUUUCUCUCAAAUUGUGCUCCUCCUCCUCCUCCACCACCUCCAUUUCUCUCAAAUCGUCCUCCUCCUCCUCCUCCACCACCUCCAUUUCUCUCAAAUCGUGCUCCUCCUCCUCCUCCACCACCUCCUUUGAGUGGUGCUUCUCCACCACCACCACCUCAUCCAGGUAGUGCUCCAUCUCCUCCACCACCACCAGGGCGUGGAGCCCCGGUUCCUCCGCCACCCCCAAUGCACGCAGCCCCAGUUCCUCCGCCACCGCCUCUUUCUGCUGGCCCAUGUCCACCUCCUGGAGCACCUCCUCCGCCACCACCUCCAGGAGGUCGUGCACCUGGACCUCCUCCACCACCAGGGCCUCCUAGACCUCCAGGUGGUGCACCUCCCCCACCCCCUCCAUUAGGUGCUAGAGGACCUGGACCUCCAAGUGCUGCACCUCCCCCACCUUUAGGAAGAGGGCGUGGACUUCCACGUCCUUCUGGUAUGUCAGCUGCACCCAGAAGAUCUACAUUAAAACCACUGCAUUGGAGCAAGGUAACCAGGGCAUUACAAGGAAGCUUAUGGGAAGAAUUACAGAGACAUGGAGAGCCUCAAAUUGCACCAGAAUUUGAUGUCUCGGAGAUAGAGACUCUCUUCUCUGCCACAGUUCCAAAGUCAGAUACCAGGGGGGGGAAAUCUGGAGACCGGCGGAAAUCUGUUGGAUCUAAACCUGACAAGGUUCAUCUGGUUGACUUGAGAAGGGCCAACAACACCGAAAUAAUGCUAACAAAGGUGAAAAUGCCACUUCCUGACAUGAUGGCUGCUGCACUAGCAAUGGAUGAGGCUAUCUUAGAUGCCGACCAAGUAGAAAACCUUAUCAAAUUUUGUCCGACAAAAGAGGAGAUGGAAAUGCUCAAGAAUUACAAUGGCGACAAGGAAAACCUGGGGAAAUGUGAGCAGUUCUUUCUUGAGCUUAUGAAAGUUCCACGCGUGGAGUCUAAGUUAAGGGUGUUUUUAUUCAAAAUUCAGUUUAACUCUCAGGUUACGGAUUUCAAAAAAAGUUUGAACACUGUGAACUCUGCAUGCGAAGAGGUUCGAAAUUCCUUCAAAUUGAAGGAAAUUAUGAAGAAGAUUUUAUAUCUUGGAAACACAUUAAAUCAAGGAACUGCCAGGGGCUCUGCUGUUGGAUUCAAGUUGGAUAGUCUUUUGAAACUCACAGACACUCGUGCUUCCAAUAGUAAGAUGACACUCAUGCACUAUCUUUGCAAGGUUCUUGCGUCUAAGUCACCCUCUCUUUUAGAUUUCCAUGGAGAUCUUGUUAGCCUGGAAGUUGCAUCAAAGAUUCAAUUGAAAUCUUUAGCGGAAGAAAUGCAAGCCAUUAUUAAGGGAUUAGAAAAGGUGAAGCAGGAAUUGAGUGCAUCCGAGAAUGAUGGCCCUGUAUCUGAAGGUUUCCAUAAGACACUGAAGGAAUUUGUUGGCGUUGCUGAGGUAGAAGUGGGCUCUGUGUCGACUUUAUAUUCAGUUGCGGGAAGAAAUGCAGAUGCAUUGGCGCUUUAUUUUGGGGAGGAUCCUGCCCGCUGUCCCUUUGAGCAAGUUACUGCGACACUUCUGAACUUUGUGAGGUUGUUCAGAAAAGCACACGAGGAGAACUGCAAACAAGCUGAACUAGAAAAGAAGAAAGCUGAGAAGGAGGUUGAAAUGGAGAAGGCAAAGGGAAUCAAUCUGACAAAGAAGGAUGUGAAAUAGUUUGGAAUCGCUUGUUUGUUCUGGCUACAAGAAUUGAUGGUUCUUCUAUGUGGUCUGCCUCAGCAUGGUUGAGAUUGUUGGACGAUGACAUUCUUUUGGGGUGAGACCAGAAUCUUCCAGCACAAAAAUGUAUUGGCUUUACAAAACUCAAGAAUCAAGGCGAAUUUGCUAAUUGGUGCGGUUGAAGAUUUGGCUGUUAUGUCAGUGGCUCAGCCGAAAAUGAGCGAGAUGGCGCACCAUCCCACUGCUCGGGAUCGCGGGCAAAUGAUAGGAUGACUCCUGUUGACUGCUUGGUUUUGCAAGCUUUUGACGGUUAUUGGCAUUUGUUGAGCUUCCAAAGCUGUACAUGGACCGAGUGGAAGAAAGAAUUUGUGAUGUCUGUCUGAUAAUGGGAGAACAUGUUGAAUUCAUUUGAGUCUGUUGAAGGGGAGUCGGCUCAAUUUCAGUAUUGACGGUUGUUUUGGCAUUUUUAGCAAAUCGUGAUGGUGACGUGGGCAUUUUAAAAGUUGAAGACUAGGAUGUACCAUGAAACUUGUAUAAAGCUCUAAACUAACCAUGUAUGUAGAUUUUAGUUGAUUCUUUAAUUUGUAACAUAGAAAUGGGUUCCCUGUUUAGGUCUCAGGUUUUGAUGGGAACCUAUUAACAAUUUGUUGUACAGAUGUAUUCAGAAUUAGCUGAGAAAAUAGAUGUUAGGCUCUUUUUAGGGGAUAGGGAUGUAAUGAGAUAUAGGCUGCAGGUUUAGGAAAUAGUUUAUUCCUUUAGAUUUGAUUCAUUUUUGGAAGUCACUCACAUAUUCAUUUACCAAAGGAAGACUUUGGUUUCCCAAAAGAAGGGUGUGAGGUGGAAACUCCUAAAAUAUUUUUUUGAAUACCUGUUGUAUCAGAUUGUACAUUUAACGAUUUUGAGAUAUUCAUUCAUGUUAAUUGGUUAGC
Messenger RNA from Coffea eugenioides, 6130 nucleotides. Its product is annotated as formin-like protein 20. The record is from RefSeq and is a predicted model, not a curated record. Lineage: Eukaryota; Viridiplantae; Streptophyta; Magnoliopsida; Gentianales; Rubiaceae. The transcript is spliced from 17 exons. Bases 516 to 5198 code for a protein of 1560 amino acids.